Molecule: messenger RNA, 450 nt
Organism: Prunus armeniaca (apricot)
Lineage: Eukaryota; Viridiplantae; Streptophyta; Magnoliopsida; Rosales; Rosaceae
Source: the annotation of a GenBank genome assembly
AUGGUUGUGUUCCUUCUCAAACUCUUCUUCUUUGCAUUGAGCUUCAUAUCGAACUUGGUUUCGUGGUUGAUCUUCUCUGGUACAGCCCAUAUUCUGGUGCUGUUGAUCCAUGGAUUCAGAGGACCAGGCCAAGCCAUCCAUGGCACAUUACAACAAGUCACAGAGGUCAUUAAGUCAUGUUCUGAGUAUUUUGUGGGCCUUCUAAUGGAAGCAAUAAGUGCUCUAAUUUCUACUAUCUUUGAUUAUCUAAAAGAAAUUCUCACAGGGUCUGCUGUAGUUACAACUUCUGCGAUUGGAGAUCUCAUGGAGAAAACAAAGACUUCACUUGAUGGGUUGCUCACAGAUGUUCCAGAGGUUUCUGAAGGGUUGUCUGAGAUGGUUUUUACCAUAGUGGCUGAUUUGUGGAACAAUUGCAAGGAUGCUUUUGGAUAUGUUGCAGAGAAUGCUUGA